Molecule: messenger RNA, 2732 nt
Organism: Hibiscus syriacus
Lineage: Eukaryota; Viridiplantae; Streptophyta; Magnoliopsida; Malvales; Malvaceae
Product: receptor-like protein EIX1
Exons: 2
Coding region: 19-2682 (887 amino acids)
Molecular function (GO): protein binding
Source: RefSeq, a predicted model, not a curated record
CCCCCACACUCCAUCGCUAUGGCAGCUAACAAGCCUUAUCUCCUUGUUUCAUAUUUGCUUUUCCUCUUCCUUUUCAAUUUGAAUUCACUGCUUCUCGUCCGCUCCACACCUAUCCAAUGCACAGCCACCGAAAGAAGAGCACUGAUCAUCCUCCGAGAAGCUCUCACUGACCCUUCGGGCAGGCUCUCUUCCUGGUCCGGUGAAGAUUGUUGCACAUGGAAAGGUAUUAAGUGCCACAACCAAACUGGACGUGUCACCGAGCUCGACCUUAGAAACCCAUACCACUUAAUCAACGGAGAUCGAACAUCAUACAAAAGCUCAUGUCUGGGAGGUGAGAUCAACUCGUCUCUGCUUCAAUUGGAACAAAUCACUUAUCUGGACCUUAGCCUCAAUGAUUUUGAAGGCCUUGAAAUUCCCCAGUUCUUCGGGGAGCUCAAAAGUCUGCGGUACCUCAAUCUCUCUUUCGCGUCUUUUGCCGGAGAGAUUCCAGCUUCGCUUGAGAAUUUGUGGAGUUUGGAGUACCUGGACCUCUAUGCCGACUCCUUCAGUAGUACAGGUCCUCGGGAGUUACGUUCACAGAGUCUGGAAUGGCUUACGCCUCUCUCUUCUUUGAAAUAUCUAAACCUGGGAUUCUCCAAACUCGAUGGCGUAGCUGAUCACUGGCUGCACACGUUGAAUAUGCUUCCCUCCUUGGUAGAAUUACGCUUGCACUGGUGUGAACUUCAAGGUCUACCAUUGACGCUCCCAUCCAUUAAUUUCACCUCACUUUCGGUUCUUGACUUGUCGGAGAAUUCUUUUAACUCUGUAUUUCCUCAAUGGUUGUUCAAUCUCACCGGUCUCACCGAACUGUAUCUGACAUGGGACUUUUUCAGCGGUUCCAUUCCUGCUGAAUUUGCAAACCUCAAAAAUCUCCGAGUACUUGAUUUGUCUGAUAAUUUGAACCUCGAGGGCCAAAUUCCUGAAUUCUUUGGCAAUCUUAGCAAACUAGAGUUCCUAGAUCUGUCUGCAAACAAUUUCCAUGGUGACAUUUAUGAGCUUUUUAGUGGUUUCUCAGGUAGUCCAAACAAUAAGUUGGAGACACUAGAUCUCAGUUCUAACUUGUUGAUCGGGGAGCUGCCCAACUCGUUAGGAUCGGUUAAACAUUUACAACAUCUGGAUCUCUCUAGCAAUUCUUUCUGGGGUUCGAUUCCGACAUCAAUCGGAAGCUUGUCAAAGCUGAUAAAAUUAGACCUGUCGUACAACAUGAUGAAUGGUACAAUUCCUGAAAGUCUAGGGGAACUAUCGUGGCUAGUCGAUUUGAACCUUAUGGCAAAUUCUUGGAAUGGUAUAUUAAAAGAAACCCACUUCAUGAACCUCAGAAAACUAGAGAAUGUUCGUCUCACAACAGAGCCGACGAGUUCCUUGGUUUUCGGUGUGUCGGACGGAUGGUCUCCUCCUUUCAAACUUAAAUCCAUUCAACUUGAGAACUGCAUGGUAGGUCCCUCGUUUCCUUUAUGGCUUCAAGUUCAAAAUCAACUUACCUCUGUCAUCUUAAAAAAUGUUGGCAUAUCCGACACCAUACCAGGGAAAUGGUUUUCUCUAGUGUCUGCUCAAGUAAACUAUUUGGUUCUAUCUCAAAACCGAAUCAGGGGGGAGUUGCCAGACCAGUUGAGUUAUCCGAAUUUAAAUCUCAUCGAUCUGAGUUGCAAUAACUUUGGUGGUCCUUUCCCUUCUUGGUCCACUAAUGCAACCGAUGUAUUGCUCCACGAAAAUUCAUUUUCCGGGCCAAUACCGGAAAACAUUGGAGCCUUGAUGCCAAGAUUGAAGAAAUUAUAUGUUUCUAGGAACCAUCUGAGCGGGAGAAUCCCAUCAUCAGUGUGUGAUAUAGAGGGCCUUAACAUUGUUUCUCUAAGAAACAACAUGUUUAGUGGACAACUCCCAAACUGUUGGCAUCGAUCGUUUGUGUUAUGGGGAAUCGACGUAUCGAAUAACAGCUUGACGGGGAACAUUCCGAGCUCCUUGGGGUUUCUUCCUUCUCUAAGUGUGCUGCUGUUGAGCAACAACAAUCUGGAUGGCGAAAUCCCUUCCUCGUUGGGAAACUGCUCAGGUUUGACAAGCGUGGACCUCGGAGGGAAUAAAAUGUCGGGGACUCUGCCUUUGUGGGUACAAAAUCUUUCUUCAUUAUUCAUGCUACGUCUCGGCUCCAACCUUUUAAGUGGGAACAUACCUGAUGAGUGGUGCAGGCUUCAAAACGUUCACAUAUUAGAUAUUUCCGGCAACAAUAUUUCAGGGCCAAUUCCUAAGUGUAUCGGUAACCUGACCGCAUUGGUGAACGGAAAGGGCAGCGAUGUAUUCGAAGGGCUAAUAAAGGUGGUAACAAGAGGAAGAGAUCCCGAAUACAACAGCGUCGAGGCAAACGUGAACAGCAUAGACCUCUCAAGCAAUCAUCUUUCAGGAGAAAUCCCAGUUGAGAUGGCAAACCUUAUCGCGCUACGCAUCUUGAAUCUGUCGCACAACCAUCUCUCGGGACCGAUUCCGAAAAGCUUGGCAUCUCUACCUUCAUUGAUUGGACUCGACUUGUCCGACAACAACUUUUCAGGAAGCAUUCCCUUUGUAACAAGAUUUAACAAUUCCUCCAUUUAUGAGGGGAAUCCAUUGCUUUGUGGGACUCCACUUCCUACCAAAUGCCCACUUCCCAUAUAGCAGAGCUUUGCAGCAGAGCUUUGCAGGUUUCUGAUAGGAGUAAAAUCCAU